Molecule: messenger RNA, 750 nt
Organism: Perca fluviatilis (European perch)
Lineage: Eukaryota; Metazoa; Chordata; Actinopteri; Perciformes; Percidae
Gene: mrpl53
Product: mitochondrial ribosomal protein L53
Exons: 3
Coding region: 58-384 (108 amino acids)
Cellular component (GO): mitochondrial large ribosomal subunit
Source: RefSeq, a predicted model, not a curated record
AGCGGCCCACGCGAGAAGCGCCAAUCUCUGUCGAGGUUAGAGGUCAAAACAGAAAACAUGGCGGCUUCCAGUAAAGCGACCGUGGUGUUGAAGGCUGUGAAGAAAAUAGCGGUUCAGUUUUGUCCCUUUGAGUCUAAUGUCCGUUCCACGCGGGAGUUUCUGGCCAUGGUGGGCUCAGAGAAGGCCAGAGCUACCAACAUGAACUGUGAGGUGAUAUCAACAGUGAAACAUGACAAGUCUGAACCCGUAGUGGAUAUCACUUAUCUAGACGGAGAGAAGCUGCUGUUGAAGGGAGCAAAGUUGACCAGCAGCGAGAUGCUGAGCGCAUUUCAGUCUUUGUGCACAGCCAAGGAUCCACAGGCAAAAGUUGCAGCAAAAAAAUAAUGAUCCUCAUGUCAAAUAUAUCUGUGUUGGAUGUAUCUGUAUUUAGCUGUGUAUAUUCUUGAAUGUUUAUUAUUAAAGUAUUUCAUUUAAAUGUGGCUGUCCUGGUGUGGAUUGACCUUUGAUCCACUAAAGCUAUCCUGCAUUGUUUGCAGGCAUGAUACGGAGUCAGUUCUCCCCUUAUGCUUUCCUCUUGAGUCACACAAUCCGAAUUCCUCCACCAUUUAGGAAUCAAAUCCUACCAGAUGUCCUUUGCUGUCAACAUGAACUUAUAUGCUGUCAAGUCGAAAACGUACUGCGCUCUCUUGUUCAGACGAAAUAGUUUAGCCUCAUCAGCUAUGCUUAUUUUAUCCAUAUUAAAGACCUCAA